This is a messenger RNA of Durusdinium trenchii, 1168 nucleotides long. The record is from the annotation of a GenBank genome assembly. Lineage: Eukaryota; Dinophyceae; Suessiales; Symbiodiniaceae.
CACCAGUUGACCUCUUAAGAUGGCCCAUGUCUUGUUCCAUCCGAAGCCUGCUUAGAAUCACCCCAUCUGACCGUGACCGCCGCCUCUCCGCCGCCGAAUGCGUGGCGCGGCUGCCGUCGCGAGCGCUCAGAGCGCUCCGCAUGGCGACGGAUGUGCCUGGCGCGGCUCCGCGGAAUCUGCCGCCCUUCUUCCCGCUGAGGGACUUCCUGGAGCAGAAUGGCGUGUCCAGUUCGUCCAUGCCCAAGGUGCGCGUCAUCGACGUGGGCGCCAUGUUCCUGGACGAGGCGGAGGAGGUCUGGCAGCCCUUGCAGCGGCGUGGACACUGCGCUAGCGUGGUCGGCUUUGAGCCCUGCGCCGAGGAGUGUGAGCGACUGAAUGCCUCGGUCAACGGCUUGCGGAAGGACGAGGAAGGCUCGGCCAGUGCGGAGCCGAGCGCGGCAGUCGCCGCCGCCGAGAGCACGGCCUUCCGGUUUCUGCCCUGGGCGUUGGGAGACGGACAAACGGGGCAGUUCCGGAAGUGCUCGGCCGCCAUGACCAGCUCGAUGCUGGAGCCCAACUUACCGCUGCUGAGACGUUUCGUGCAGCUCGAGGAGGUGACCACGGUCGUGGAGCGGAGCGAGAUGGAGACGCGGCGUUUGGAUGACUUGUUGGGAGACAUCCCCGGCAAAGGAGUGGAUUAUUUGAAGAUUGAUGUGCAAGGAUUUGAACUUGCAGUGCUGAAAGGAGCGCAGAAGGCUUUGGAGGAGACCUUAGUGCUGCACACCGAGGUGGAGUUUGUGGAGAUGUACGAGCGUCAGCCCCUUUUUGCGGAGGUGGAUCAGUUCCUACGGCAGAACGGCUUCGUUUUCCAUCGCUUCUCCUCGCUCCACGGAAGGCCGUUAAAGCCGUUGCAUUUUGCGGCGAAUCCGUUGCAGCCGAUCUCGCAGCAACUCUGGGCCGACGCGGUUUAUGUCAAGGACCUUUGGGAACUUCAAAUGAGCCAAGAGAAGCUACUGAAGUUGGCCCUCAUCCUCCACGAGGUCUACCAUUCCUAUGACGUGGUGCUCCACGUCCUGCAGAAGUACGAUCCAGCUCUUGGGAAGCAGUACCUGGAUCGAGUCCUCGGCACCAAAUGAGAAUGGGUCGAGGUCGCCGAGAUCGGCUCGGCCGAGUUCAGCGCGUUCCGUGG